Rubroshorea leprosula is the source of this 966-nucleotide messenger RNA. The record is from the annotation of a GenBank genome assembly. Lineage: Eukaryota; Viridiplantae; Streptophyta; Magnoliopsida; Malvales; Dipterocarpaceae.
AAAAUGCGGCCGCCCGGAAAACACAGACACUGACCGAACAACGGAGUCUCAAGAGUUUCCUUCCACAGACACACACUACACUUUCCGAUCUUCCAUUGCGCCGGCGAUUCCAUCAUGGGUGCCGACAUCAAGUACGAGAUCUCACAGAACGCUUAUAUCAAACUUGUUCUCCAUGCCCUCAACCACAAAACGGCCUCCGUCAACGGAGUUUUGCUCGGCCGACCCAGCCCCCUAAACCACUCCGUUCUCGAGAUCACCGACUCCGUUCCUCUUUUCCACUCCAAUCUCGCCCUCUUGCCUCCGCUCGAGAUCGCCCUCAUCAUGAUAGAGGAGCAGUAUAGUGCUAAGGGAGUUGGUAUUGUUGGAUAUUUCCACGCAAACGAAAGGUUUGAUGAUGCAGAACUGGGUAUUGUGGCCAAGAACAUUGGUGAUCACAUCUCUCGAUACUACCCGGAAGCUGCUAUUCUCUUGUUAGAUAACAAAAAGCUUGAAGCUUUACCCAAGGGGAAAGACCAGAGCCCUGUAAUGCAGCUUUAUGCAAGGGAUGGAUCCAAGAAUUGGAAACUGGUUGCUGGAAGCAGCCGGUUGAUGGUUAAGGAGCCAGCAGCAAAUGUUCUCCUUCUGGAUUACAUUUCAUCAGAGAAAUGGCAUGAUGUUGUAGAUUUUGACGACCACCUUGAUGACAUUAAGAAGGACUGGUUGAAUCCAGAACUCUUCAAGUAAGAUAUGCGCCACUCUCUAUUCUUUGACGUGAAUGCUUCCUCCACUCCCAGGCAUGUACCAGGUCAUUAAGUAGAAGAUGAGUAUGAUGAACCAUAGACUUUUUUGCAACAAUCUUGUUCAGAUGUAUUUUAUUAAUUAAUAUUUAAUAUGUUAAAAGAAGGAAUCUAAUUUGUUUCUCCGCCAAACCAAAACACUUGUUAUAUUGUUUCUAACUUUCUAAAGGAAUGAAAGGCCGUUCCAUUC